AGUGGUGGUAUAAAGGCAAAGACGAGUAACAUUAAUACGCAGUUGCGCUUUAGUAACCAAUACGAAAAUGAAUGUAUCGAUCGCAUUUUUAAUCUGCUGUAUCGCAGGCAAUACAUUAGGCUAUUAUGUGCAGAGGGAGACACCCUAUAACACUGGACCAAAUGAUCCGUACAGCGUAGAAGUUAGUCCGAAUCUUUUAUUAGAACCAUCUCAACGUAUAUUCUGGGGAGAUGGAGGAAGUAACCAAGUGGGGGGAAACGAUUGGUGGAGUAAAAUAACUAAUAAAUUUCCAUUUUUACGUAAUAUGUUUGGAAGAAUUCAAGCGGAAUAUGGUGUGCCAAAUCCUGCACCUGUCUACGGCCCACCGACUAGAUUCGUUCCACAGUUUUACACUCAGAAUAUUCCGCAAUUUGUUCCUUUCGCUCGAGAUAUUGGAUUUACUGAUGACGCAGUCAUUAUAACACCACCAAAUGUUCCCAUCGCACCUCAGCCCUUGCCACAGCCGGUGCCACAGCCUGCACCUCAACCUGGAUACCAAUAUAGGAAACCACUAAAUCGCUUGGAAUUGCCUAACCAUUGAUUAAAGUAACUGCAUCAUCAUUACGGGUAAUUUAAAGUUAUUUUCAGUUUUAUUUUGUGUUCGAACGAUGAAGCAGUUGUAAGCAGUAUGCAAACACUACUUAAAGCUUAAAACAUAAGGAAUUGUAAAGGAUUUCAUUAUUUAUUUCAAUGAAUUUGUAUGAAUAAAAUACUUUAUAUA
Messenger RNA from Pieris rapae (cabbage white), 760 nucleotides. RefSeq lists its product as uncharacterized. Lineage: Eukaryota; Metazoa; Arthropoda; Insecta; Lepidoptera; Pieridae. The coding region runs from base 68 to 580 and encodes 170 amino acids. The record is from RefSeq and is a predicted model, not a curated record. The transcript has 2 exons.